Notothenia coriiceps (black rockcod) is the source of this 574-nucleotide messenger RNA. Its product is annotated as NAD-dependent protein deacylase sirtuin-5, mitochondrial-like. Lineage: Eukaryota; Metazoa; Chordata; Actinopteri; Perciformes; Nototheniidae. Gene Ontology annotation, molecular function: histone deacetylase activity, NAD-dependent; NAD+ binding. The transcript is spliced from 4 exons. The record is from RefSeq and is a predicted model, not a curated record. Gene Ontology annotation, cellular component: nucleus. The annotation marks the transcript as partial.
AGUGUGGUACGUUUACGGCGCCUCGUACUUGCAGUGAUAGAGCUAAACCAUGAGGUAAACAAGCAAACUGCUUGACUUUCUGCUCCUAAAAGUAGGAAUAUCAUUUAGCGAGUGACAAUGCUACUCCAGAAUCGAGCUGUGAUUGCCCUUGGUCUUCGCAUUUCCACAAAUGUGCUGAAAGGACCUUUGAUGGACACAGCAAGACCCAACUCAGACAUGUCUGAAUUCCGCAAGGUUUUUUCCAAAGCCAAGCACAUAGCAAUCAUCACAGGGGCAGGUGUGAGUGCAGAGAGUGGAGUACCAACCUUCAGAGGAGAACAUGAGAAGUGGAGGAAGUGGCAAUCUCAGGACCUGGCGUCCCCAGAGGCCUUCUCUCGAACACCGUCCCGUGUCUGGGAGUUUUACCAUUACAGGAGAGAGCUGGCUUUGAACAGGAAGCCCAGUGCUGCCCAUCUGGCUAUAGCCGAGUGUGAGGCCCGGCUGAAGAAGCAGGGGCGCUCGGUGGUGGUCAUCACCCAGUGCACCGACGACCUGCACCGACAGGCCGGGUCCAAACAUCUGCUCAAGAUUCAUG